CUGUCAUGUUCAUCUUUCAUUAUAUGUCGUGUUUGCCAAUCUAACCAAGAAAAUUUUGGAAAAAUCAAUAAUAUUUGAAGUGAAAGCCUCAAAGCGAUAAUUUUUCUUCUCUUUCCCAAUAUACCGACGCUUUUUGUUUAAAAACGGAAAAUGGGGAAGACUUCUAAAGACAAAAGAGAUAUCUAUUACAGGCUAGCAAAGGAAGAAGGAUGGAGAGCUAGAAGUGCAUUUAAAUUGUUACAAAUUAAUGAAGAAUAUAAUAUAUUCAAAGAUGUAUUACGCGCGGUUGAUCUUUGUGCUGCUCCUGGUAGUUGGAGUCAAGUUUUAACAAAAAAAUUAAAGGAAAAUGCGUCAAAUGUUGACGACGUUAAAAUUGUUGCGGUUGAUUUGCAAGCUAUGGCAGCUCUUCCAGGUGUAAAGCAAAUUCAAGGUGACAUUACUAAAGUGAGCACGGCACGUGAAAUCAUCAAGGAAUUUAAAGGCUUGAAGGCUGAUUUAGUUGUUUGUGACGGUGCACCUGAUGUGACUGGCUUACAUGAUAUUGAUGAGUAUGUCCAGUCGCAGCUUCUUUUAGCUGCAUUGAAUAUUACUACACAUGUAUUAAAAAAUGGAGGUGUGUUUGUUGCAAAAAUAUUCAGGGGGAAAGAUGUCACACUUCUUUAUUCUCAAUUGAAGCAGUUUUUUGAAUUGGUGACUGUAUCAAAGCCGAGGAGUUCCAGAAAUUCUAGUAUAGAAGCUUUUGUUAUCUGCCAGAACUAUACUCCACCAGAAGAUUUUGUACCGACAAUGAUAAACCCUCUUUUAGAUCACCAGUAUUGUCACUUUAAUCAGCUGAUUGGUCCUAACAGAUUUAUCGUGCCCUUUAAUGUUUGCGGAGAUCUAAGCGCUUAUGACUCAGAUACUUCAUAUUCCUUGUUAUUAGAAGGACAAUCAGAAUAUGAAUACAAAGAUCCUGUACAAGGUCCAAUUAACCCUCCUUAUAAAGAUGUUCUUGAAAAAACUAAAAAUUUACAAUUAUAAAAUUUAUAGCUUUUA
This is a messenger RNA of Papilio xuthus (Asian swallowtail), 1035 nucleotides long. Its product is annotated as tRNA methyltransferase 7-32. The transcript has a single exon. Gene Ontology annotation, biological process: cytoplasmic translation; tRNA methylation. Gene Ontology annotation, molecular function: tRNA methyltransferase activity. Gene Ontology annotation, cellular component: cytoplasm. The coding region runs from base 151 to 1020 and encodes 289 amino acids. NCBI's taxonomy places the organism in Eukaryota, Metazoa, Arthropoda, Insecta, Lepidoptera, Papilionidae. The record is from RefSeq and is a predicted model, not a curated record.